AUAAGUCAACGUCAAAGUCAAAAUUUGCAGUUGUAAAUACCACCUUUGGGUAAUAUUAUAACAUAAGUUCGAGUAUUAUUUUGAGCUUCCUUAUGCUUGGAACAUGAGCGGAACUGUUGUUGCGUGCAUAGCUACUGCGAUUCUAGUUUCAAUCGUUUGUUGUGCCGCAAGAAGGAUCUGUCCUUGCUUGUAGAGUUAACACAACAGAAAGAGGCGGUUUAGAACAAAAUAUGUCGAAGUUUAUGAAAGUUUUUAAAGGGCCCCCUCCUGGGUCUUAUCCAGACGGCUCCUCUUCAAACUUAAAAAAACCCUCACAAACAGCAGCUAGGCAACCGUCAAGAACUGGUACUAGCAGAACAAAAACAAAUAUUAAAGGUGCAAAAGAUGCAAAUGAUGUAAAAGAUACCAAAAACGCAAAAGAUGAGAGAGAUGCUGCCAAGGGCAAAGAUAUUGCAAAGGCAAAGAAAGAAAUCGAAUUUCAGCUUCCUCCUUUGAGUAUUGUUGGAAAAAAGAGAGAAAUCAAUUUUGAAGAAAUACGAAAAAAGAUAAUGAGAAGAAAUAAUCCCGAAGGUGAAGAUAAAAAGCAAUUGGCCAGUAUUUUAAGGUAUUUGAAUCAGUCCAAGGUCAAAAUCACGGUGCAGGAGUAUGUUAAUUUAGUAUCAAAGUAUACUAGUGACAAUGGAGAAGCUAUGAGGAAAGUCAUGGAGGAAGACAUCGCGUCGUUUAGGAAAAUGGUGACUAAAGUUUACGAAACUAUGACGCAAGACGUUAGUGACGUUCUGGUAAACGAGCAAAUACAGACCGUCAAUUUCUACAACGAAAGGUACGAUAUGUACAACCACAAAACGCUGUGGAUGAUCAGCGAGAUUUAUUCAAUGAUUCCAGAAUUUGAUUUUGAGAGAUACGCCAGAGACCGUGACCAGUAUCUAAACUACAUUAUGCCGAUACCCGUAAUGGUCCGGCGUGAUGCUGAUGAUAUAGAUGCUCAGCGUAGACAAGAAGCAUUCCAUCGACUACAAUGGUUGAAGAUCGAAGGUGGUCGACUAGCAGAAGAAAACAAGAAACUGGCUUCGAGAUUGAUGCAGCUUCGUAAAGAACAGGAAAUGACACAAAAGAAAACAGAACUUAAGUCUCAAAUAAUGGAACAAAAAAUGCUCGAUCUUGAAAUGCAAGAAGCCGAAAAGCAAGAACAAUUAACCGAAAUUCAAGGAACCCUUGGAAAGGCUAUUGUAAGGGACGAAGCCUAUUUAAGAAUUGAAGAAGACGAAAAAUCGAAAAAACCCAAAACCGACAAGGAUCACAAGAAAGGAAAAGCUCAUCACAAGAAGAAAGUUGAAUGGAGCCCGAAAACGGCGAUGGAACUGGAAGCUGAGGCUACCCAAUCAUUAAUAAGGGCGGAAACUGCAAAAAUAGACGCAAAAAGACGCGAGAGAAGACAGUCUCGAUUAGCUGCACAACGAGAUGAACCAUGUGGAUCCAGAUUUCCUGCCUCUUUGAGUCAACCUGGGGCUUCUAGUAUAGGCGCGGCGGCAUAUAGCACAGGCUCGGCAUAUGGUGCGGGCUAUGGCGGUGCUCAGGCUACCUCAUCAGGAACACCUAUGAGCGAGAGAACAGUACAAAGAACGCUUACGACAGUUCAAGAAAAACGACCUCCCAGGUCAUCAUCCGGCGGUUGUCCUGCACGAAGAAAAUAGUGCAGCCAAUAUAUCUGUAUAUUUUUUAAACUUCCUGUAUAUAUUAUACCUGUGUUUAUAUUAAUGAUAUGACUAGUUCAACGAAAGGUCAAUAAAGAAGAAAAUGUCAUCCAAAAAUUAACAGGAAAAGUUGGUU
This is a messenger RNA of Sitophilus oryzae (rice weevil), 1830 nucleotides long. Its product is annotated as inner centromere protein-like. The transcript has 9 exons. The record is from RefSeq and is a predicted model, not a curated record. The coding region runs from base 231 to 1694 and encodes 487 amino acids. NCBI's taxonomy places the organism in Eukaryota, Metazoa, Arthropoda, Insecta, Coleoptera, Curculionidae.